CAGGCUUCUCCUUCAUCUUCACCCGAGUUCAACUCUUUAUAAACCCUAGCCAAAAGAAAUUAAAAAAGAAAAAGAGAGAAUUAUAAUGUCAAAUUUCGGCUGCCAUUUUUUUUCCUUUACAGCUCCAGACUUGUCAGUAUCCAGAGACUGAGCACGAAAAAGUGAUAAUCUUCUUCGAAAACGGUUACAGCAUUCAGUAACGUAUAAAAAGGGUUCGAAACGGUUACAGCAUUCAAUAUCGUAUAAAAGGCAUUGCAGGUUUCUAGUUCAAAACCAUUUGGUUCAUUUAAUAAUCUUAUCACAAAAGCGGCCAUGUAUUAAAUUUCAAAUGAAGGUGUUACAGGACUCAUCGAAUUCGGCAGAAAUAAAAUUUUCAACGCAAGCAUCACACGAAUCACCGAUUGACCAACAAAAUGAACGGUCUGAGGUUCUUGGUUCAAGCAACAAUAGUAGGAAAAUUACUCGGGAAGAUAUUGAAGUUGUCCAAAACCUGAUUGAAAGGUGUCUUCAACUGUAUAUGAAUAGAAGUGAGGUGGUAAAUAUUCUUUUGAAUCAAGCUAGAAUUGAGCCUGGUUUUACAACCCUAGUGUGGCAGAAAUUGGAAGAAGAAAAUGCAGACUUUUUUAAGGCCUACUAUGCGAGGCUAAUGUUGAAGAAACAAAUUACUGUGUUUAAUCAAUUACUCGAGCAUCAGUACUAUCUCAUGAAGUCUUCUGCACCUCCAAGGGUUCCAUUAGCUCCAGUUCAGAAUGGGAUUCAGCACAUGUCAGUCAACAAUGUGCCUAUGGGAUACUCCAUGCUGCAUCAGCCUCCUAUGCCAUCAAUGGGUCUUCCCCAGAUUGAUGUGGUAAAUGGAAUCCCUGCAUCAGGUCUUCUUCAUCCAAUGCAAAUGAACUAUGGGAAAGAGACCGUGAUAAAUAGAGGCUCAGCUGAACUAGUUUCUGCUGUCCCUGCUAUCAAGUCAGAGGUGACUUUAAGUCCUGCAUCAGCUACAGCCAAUGGUCAAUAUCCUUUCACCUCAACAGAAAUAUCAGAUUUGGGAAUGAAUGCAUUAGCGCUCGACUCUGUGUAUACAUCACAAGUACGAAGUCCAGAGGCACUGCCAGUUGGGCCCAAUUGUGGGACUUAUAGUUCUAAGGAGUCUCUUCAACCACUUUGUCAUAUUCCAUGGAAUUUUAGCUUCUCAGAUCUAGCGGCAGACUUUAUAACUGCGGAAGUGGAUCGUGCGCAGCUGGGAAAUUAUGCAGGAUCUGAUAUAUUACUUGAUUCUCCAGAGCAAAACGACAUCGUUGAGGAGUUCUUUGUUGAUGCUGUUCCUGCCCCCAAUGCUCGAACAGAAGAAAAAUCUUAAUUUGAACAGCAAGGUUUGACUAGUUAGAUUGAGGUAGGGUUUUAAGCUGUACAGAAGCAUAUCAACGUAAAAUUUGGAACCUCAGGAAUAGGCUGGCAUGAAGUUAGUUCUCUGUUAUAAUUUUCUUAUCUUUACUUCUUAGCCACAAUUUCUGCUUGGCCAAUUUCUGAAUGCAGUCACAAAUUACGUUGAAAAUUAACGUAGUUA
Ricinus communis (castor bean) is the source of this 1558-nucleotide messenger RNA. RefSeq lists its product as uncharacterized. NCBI's taxonomy places the organism in Eukaryota, Viridiplantae, Streptophyta, Magnoliopsida, Malpighiales, Euphorbiaceae. Bases 329 to 1351 code for a protein of 340 amino acids. The record is from RefSeq and is a predicted model, not a curated record. The transcript is spliced from 9 exons.